Molecule: messenger RNA, 1751 nt
Organism: Suillus clintonianus
Lineage: Eukaryota; Fungi; Basidiomycota; Agaricomycetes; Boletales; Suillaceae
Exons: 2
Coding region: 136-1653 (505 amino acids)
Source: RefSeq, a predicted model, not a curated record
CAAUUGGUGGCGGCUACCUCGUGGUUUCUGUACGUGACCAUCCAUGGUAAUACUCUUGUGUACCGGGUUGAACUUUCAGCAGUUGGUCGUUACAUAGUAUUUGAACUGAAGUAUUCUCUCCUCGGUCCAGUCUCCAUGAACACCCAGGGAUCCGUUGUCCAUGCACCUGCAGGUUUCCUUAGCUCCAGUAGUAAGGGCCAGACCUCGCAUGACGAGAAACACCGAUUUGUCGGAGUUCGCGACCCUCGCAAGAUUCGAAUUCUCCAGUUUCAUCCCGACCUCGGUCAUCCCCGUCGUACCAAUAAUAGAGUUUUGCCUCCAGAGUUACUUCUACUGAUCUUCGAGCAUGUUUAUGCAGAUAACAUGCUGAACGAAGAGUGGAUUCCUUGUAACUCGCAGUCUCGCACGCAAUUCCCAUUCGCUCCCGCGGCCGUAUGUCAGGCCUGGAGAGAUGUUCUUGCGUCGGUGCCAAGGUUCUGGACACGUAUCAUAAUCAACCUCGACACUACAAAGCUUUCACACGUCGACAUAUACCUUCAUCUUUCCCGGAAUCUCGUUUUCGAAAUCAUCGUCACGCGAGACCAACGAAUCGUUUCUCAAUCUCGCACAAAUGAUGACGAAGGGGCACGAGCAGCCGCAGUUAUGGCUCGGAUUAUUCCCCAUCUACGUCGCUGCAAGUCUUUAUGUUUUCAACUCGUUCGCAGCUCUUCUCUGCCUGCUCUUCGUCAUCUGAACAUAUGCGCACCCCUCCUUGAGCGGCUAAAGCUGCAAUGUGGGAUCGAUGAUGGCGAGCAUCCCCUCGUAAGCAGCGAAGUUCCUGAGCAGUGGCGCUUCGACGCUCCGGCGCUUCGGUACCUCUUUCUCAAUGGGCGUAAUUUCCGUGACGCCUGCGCCCUUCAUUGGGUUGAACUACUUGCAAGCCUAGAGGACCUAUGUGUUUCGCGCUAUUCCGGGGGGAAACACCCCACAGGAGAGCUGCACUUGCACGACGUUUUGCUCGUCGUCGACAGGCUUCAUCGCCGUUUUGAAAGACUCCAGAUGCUGACUCUUCAAGAUAUUUCGUUUGAUGGCACCCUCGUGCAGCAAGAUGGCUACGACAUUCAAAUCGAAGCUAUGAGCAUGCAGUCCAUUGACUUCUCGACGGUCCGUACCAUCUUCGCGUCCAAGAACGGACCAGCUCCACACCUUGUGCACAUCAAGCACGAGCUCGCGCCCAGUCUAUAUCACAUUCGCUUGACUCAGGCCGACACCCUCGUGCUGGAAGGUCCUUUCAUGCGCAUGGCUGAAGCGAUCAAUAUCUGGGACGGCAAUUGUCUUUCCAUUAAAAACAGUUCUACCUUCAACGAUCGCACCAUCCGCGACAUUUAUCGUUCAUGGAAUCCAGAUAAACUCACGUCUCCAAGCUGGUCCCGACUAUAUAUAGAAAAUUGCACAGAGUUCUCCGCAGAUGCGCUUCUGGAAUUGAUCGAUGCACGCGGCGUUGCGGUACAACGAGCGCGGGAUAGAGAUCCCACAUCGCAGGCCCCUAUCAAUAGCUUGCGGGGUUUGAAGGUACAUGGGGGACCUCCUAUCUCGCCAAAGGACACAGAGGCAUUCAAAGAGAAGUUACCUCAAAUGGAAUGGCAUGAAGCAGCUACGGGUACAAGACAUUAGCGGAGCAUAGGUAUGCGAGGGUUUCAACUGUUGACACACUCUAAGGGCGGGUGUAUUCCUUUUUGUUACUGCAAGCUCAUCUCUCAGGAACUUCACAU